AUGAUCACAUGGACACACAGACAGGUCUCUGCAGGCCAGUGCACAGCUGCUCUCCCCUCAGCUCCAUCACAUUGGUUUUGUGGACACAGAGAAAGGCUGGGGCUUUAUGCCCACGUCCUGUAUCCGUGUGAGUGGGUUUCUUUCCAGUACCCUGAAAGACAAUUCGGGAGUCCCCACAUGACAGCAAAGGAAGGAUGUGAGGGAACAGAUUAUGGGAGAGAAAGAAACCCAGGGACUGUCAAUCGUGAGCUCCACGAUCCCAGCCCGAUCCCCUGCCCCACAGCCCGGCCCCACCGCUUCCGACGUGCAGAGAGCCGAGCGCCGCCCCGCACCCCCCGCGCUCGCCUCCCCUCCGUUCCCUGCCAGGACUCGGCGAGAGCCCGAGCGGCAGCGGCGCAGGGCUCAGCCCCGGGGCGGAGCUGGCGGCGGCCCAGAGGAGGCGGCACGGCCGCAGCAGAGCCGGGGCUCAGGGGCACAGCGAGGCUCGGCCGGCGGAGCGGCGGCAUGCGGCGGUGUCGGGGCGCGGGGCUGGCGGCGCUGGCCGCGCUGCUGCUCGUGGCUUCAGGCAGAGCCCAGCUGCAGCAGGAGCCAUUCCUGGAGACCGCCGAGGGCAGCGGCAUCAACAUCACCUGCUCACACUCAAAUAAAGCGGGCGGCGAUUUCGUCCAUUUCUACCGUCAGCUCCCGGGCCAAAGCCCAGAAUUCCUCGCCUCCGCUGCUAGAGGCUCCAAGGAUGUGCCGGCCAUUGCAGGAAAGCUGUCAGUUUCGGAGGACGGGCGUUCGAGCGCGCUGUGGCUCGCUGGGCCCCGGCGCGGGGACGCGGCCGUGUAUUACUGCGCGCUGGGGGCCCGGCCAGAGCAGCCGGGGCUGCGGCCGGGCACGAACCGCCGCGGGCGGGGCCAGCAGGGGGCGCUGCCGCUCCGCCCGCCGCCCUCCCGGGCCGCCGCUCCGCAGCUCCUUCCUCUGCCCCGAGCCCGCAGCACCGACAGCGCCAAUGACAGCGAAAAGGCCGGCACACUCCGGGCCUGCUUGCCCUCACUUCAACUGCUAUUGCUUCUCCUCACUUCCAUCACAUCCCUGAGCCUCCCUGAUGCCUUGCUGGGAAUAAAGCAGCUCCUUGAGUAGGAGAAGAAGUAAUUAAAGAACUCUUACUGCACAUAGGCGAGUUCACACUAUCACAAACACACUCUGGAGCUUGCACACACCCAAAAAGUAACUCAUAGCCCUGCCUUUAUGAAGAGGUGUGUGCACAGAUAUUUGCAAAGGAGACCCAGGCAGAGACACUUCUCCUUCUGCCAUGUCCCUACUGAUGUGCAAACACACACACUCGCUGCUAUUCCUGCUCCUCCAUUCAAGUCUUUGCACACAAUUCUACGUGAACACUCCUUUCCAGAAAUGUGCACACAUAGAGCACAUCCCAACACGGGUCUAUUUCCACACACAACCUCCCUUUUCUCCCCAGCUCACCCUGAUUGUCACUGAAUUUUGCUUCCCUGUGUGUCACCGUUGGGCUGCUGGUUCCGACCCUGCCCUGUUAAAAUUGUGCUCAGGAAAGAAUUUGUGAUUCUCUGGACAUUUUACCCUCUGUUCAGCUUGUUGAUACUGAAGCCAUACAAAGCUGUGCCUGACUCCUUGUCCUUCCCCACAAGGCUCCAGCCCAGCUGCAGUUGAUCUCGGGUUUCCUCAGCAGUGUCCAUCGCUGAUUGUGUCAUUGUCUGUGCUGCUGGUUUGUGUGCGAUUGUGUUCUCUGCUGUGUGCUUCUGUGUGUGGCUUUGUCUGUCUGUGUGUGUCUGGGUGUGUGUGUCUCUGUGGGUGUAUGCGUGUGUGUGUCUGUGGGUGUGUUUCUGUGCUAUAUUGUGUUACUCAACCAGUGAAAUGCAGUGAUCACAUAGAGAUGCUCUCCACUGCUCUGCCCUGAGCAUCCCAGAGCAGCAUUUGCCCAGAAUCAGAAGCAUCAUAGAUGCAGAUGAUCAAUACUGUAUCAGCCUGCAGGAGAUUUGUCCACAGAAUUUGUCCAUUUCAUUUAACACUGAAAUGCCAUCCCUGAUUCUCAAACCCUCCUUCUCCAGCGGCACUAAACAUCACUCUCUGCUACUGCCAAUUGCACGCCACAAUAAGUAGGGUUUCACCUAAAUUUGGAUUUUUA
Messenger RNA from Haemorhous mexicanus (house finch), 2146 nucleotides. RefSeq lists its product as uncharacterized. Gene Ontology annotation, biological process: response to bacterium. The record is from RefSeq and is a predicted model, not a curated record. Lineage: Eukaryota; Metazoa; Chordata; Aves; Passeriformes; Fringillidae.